AUGGCCGCUAUCGCCCCCGUUAUCAGCAGCUUUUCGCUCAUUUUUGGAGGAUGCUGUGCCAAUGUUUACUGCUUGGAAGCGAUAGUAAAACAGGAGCCUGAUAGUGGUUUACUCAUCACGCUCUUCCAAUUUGUGUUUACAUGUCUAUCAACAUUGCACUACCAGUUCGACCCAAACGGUCGCUACUUUUUGAGGAGCUCGCCGGUCCCUUUCCGAAAGUGGUGCGUCAGCGCUGCGUUGUUCUUCACAGUCAACAUGUUAAACAACUGGGCGUUUGCUUUCAGUAUCUCCGUCCCCGUUCACAUCAUCCUCAGGAGCUUUGGUAGUGUGACUACUAUGGCGGCUGGAUGGCUUCGUGGCAAGAGAUACACUCCUUUACAAGUCUUCUCGGUCGCAAUUCUGACGCUAGGCGUCAUGGUAUCCGCAUGGGCAGAUGCGCAAUCGAAGGGCAAGAAUAUGGAGGCCUCGAGUUCCGGCGAGUCCAACUCGUCGCUUCAAGCUGGUCUCGCCAUCCUACUUAUUGCUCAAUUGCUCUCUGCAUGGAUGGGAGCCUAUGUCGAAGACGUUUAUCGCGAGCAUGGCAAGGACUGGCAGGCCAAUCUCUUCUACUCCCACCUGCUGUCUAUUCCGUUCUUCGCGGGAUUCACCCCAGUUUUGACCCAACAGUUUAAGCGCCUACAGGCAUCGCAGUCGUUCGAGGUGCCACCUAAGGUGGCCGAAAGCCUUCCGCCAAUUGUCAACAGUAUCUUGGCCUCGACAUCGCAGCACGUCAUCUACCUUACCGCCAAUGCCCUGACGCAACUACUUUGCAUCACUGGCGUCAACAUGCUUAGUGCAAACACGUCUGCGGUUACUGUUACGAUAGUUUUGAACAUCAGAAAACUGGUAAGCUUCUUGCUGAGUAUCUGGCUCUUCGGGAACCAGAUGAGUGGGUUGAUGAAGGUUGGCGCGGCAAUGGUGUUUGGUGCAGGCGCUCUGUACGGAUGGGAAACGUCGUAUCGCAUUCCACAGCAAAAGAAGCUGGAAGCCGAACAGGGAAAGAAGCGUGUCGUGUCUCUUAGACCCACCAUGUCUUCACCUGCUGGUAGCGUCCGCCAGCGCCCAGGCAAGGACAAAAAGCGAGGAGCCUCACCAAACCCAGAAGCUCUUGCCGAAAAGGUGUCGGAGAAGGUCGCCAAUGUUGUCGAGAAGGCCAAACCAUACAAGCCGGCCCAAGUCCAGCAGGGCAAAGAAUGGGAUUACAAGCUCGCCAUCGCAGUAAUGACCGUUCUGGCCUUCGUCACGCGCUUCUGGGGGAUCAGACAUCCCGACCAGGUUGUGUUUGAUGAAGUGCACUUUGGAAAGUUCGCUUCGUACUACCUGCAACGAACCUACUUCUUCGAUGUCCAUCCUCCUCUCGGAAAGCUCCUCUUUGCCCUCGCUGGCUGGCUCGUCGGAUACAAGGGUGACUUCCUGUUCGAGAACAUUGGCGAUUCCUACAUCACCAACAAGGUCCCCUACGUCGCAUACCGCGCCAUGCCCGCCUCGCUCGGUGCUCUUACUGUUCCCAUUGUCUUCAUGAUCAUGUGGGAAUCCGGCUAUUCGCUACCCGCCUGCAUCACUGCCGCCGGUCUUAUGCUUCUUGACAACGCCCACAUUGGUCAGACGCGUCUGAUCCUCCUCGAUGCUUCGCUCAUUUUCUUCAUGGCGCUCUCUGUGCUUUCUUACAUUCGCUUCUACAAAGAGCGACACGUUCCUUUUGGACGGAAAUGGUGGAAGUGGCUCCUUCUGACUGGCAUCAGCCUGAGCUGCGUCAUCUCCAUCAAGUACGUUGGUGUCUUCACUUUCUUCUCUAUUGGUGUACCGGUCAUGAUUGACCUUUGGGACUUGAUGGAUGUCAACCGACGACAGGGAGCCUUGACUCUGGCCGAGUUUGGCAAACACUUCGCCGCCCGUGCUGUUGGCUUGGUCAUCGUUCCCUUCUUCCUAUACCUUUUCUGGUUCCAGGUGCAUUUCGCCAUUCUCACUCGAUCUGGACCUGGUGACGACUUCAUGACCCCAGAAUUCCAGGAAACUCUAAGCGACAAUGUAAUGAGCCUCCAGUCUGUUGGCAUCAACUACUACGAUUCCAUCACCAUUCGCCACAAGGAGACCAAGGUCUAUCUUCACAGCCAUCCCGACCGCUACCCGCUGCGCUACGACGAUGGACGUGUCUCUUCGCAGGGACAGCAGGUUACAGGGUAUCCUCACAAUGACACCAACAACCACUGGCAGGUCCUUCCUUCAAAGCCCUUGUCAAGCGAAGAAGAAGCAGCUGGCACACGUUACAACGACACUCUCUUCGAGCUGAAGGUCGACAAGGGCAAGGGCGAUUUCAAGACCAUGUCAACUCAUUUCAAGCUAGUUCACGUGCCAACAAAGGUUGCCAUGUGGACCCACACUAAGCCUCUCCCUGACUGGGCCUACAAGCAGGCUGAGAUUAAUGGCAACAAGGCUGUCCAACAAUCCAGCAAUCUCUGGUAUGUGGAUGACAUUCCAUCCCUUCCUGCUGAGGACGAGCGCAACAAGAAGGAGCCCAAGCAGGUCAAGCACUUGAGCUUCCUCAGGAAGUGGGUUGAGCUCCAGCGCGCCAUGUUCCACCACAACAACGCCUUGACUAGCUCGCAUCCAUAUGCAUCUCAACCCAUUUCCUGGCCUUUCCUGCUUCGCGGUGUAUCUUUCUGGACCCACAACGAUACUCGCCAACAGAUUUACUUCCUGGGUAACCCUGUUGGAUGGUGGCUUGCUUCCUCGCUCCUUGCUGUCUUUGCUGGCAUCAUUGGUGCCGAUCAACUAGCUCUCCGCCGUGGCAUGGAUGCCCUUGAUGAUCGCACUCGCUCUCGUCUUUACAACUCCACUGGAUUCUUCUUCCUUACCUGGGCUGCCCAUUACAUUCCCUUUUAUAUCAUGGGUCGUCAGCUCUUCUUGCACCACUACCUCCCUGCACAUCUCGCAUCUUGUCUAGUCACUGGCGCGCUAGUAGAAUUUGUAUUCUGCAUUGAACCUCAGGAUCCCGAGAUGCCGGCCUCUGCCAAGGGUCACCGCCGCACUCGCUCACGUCCUGUUCGCGAGCGUGUUGCUACUUCCAGCCUGGCGGGCAGCUGGAUCGCCUGUGGCGUCAUCCUUGCUGCCGUCUUCUGGUGCUUCCUCUUCUUUGCACCGCUCACGUACGGUAGCCCGGGUCUUACUGUUCCCCAAGUUCAGUCAAGGAAGUGGCUCGGCUACGACUUGCAUUUUGCUAAAUAG
This is a messenger RNA of Alternaria alternata, 3264 nucleotides long. Its product is annotated as PMT-domain-containing protein. Gene Ontology annotation, biological process: protein O-linked glycosylation via mannose; transmembrane transport. Gene Ontology annotation, molecular function: dolichyl-phosphate-mannose-protein mannosyltransferase activity. The coding region runs from base 1 to 3264 and encodes 1087 amino acids. Lineage: Eukaryota; Fungi; Ascomycota; Dothideomycetes; Pleosporales; Pleosporaceae. The record is from RefSeq and is a predicted model, not a curated record. Gene Ontology annotation, cellular component: endoplasmic reticulum; membrane. The transcript has 9 exons.